Molecule: messenger RNA, 2733 nt
Organism: Purpureocillium lilacinum
Lineage: Eukaryota; Fungi; Ascomycota; Sordariomycetes; Hypocreales; Ophiocordycipitaceae
Product: chitin synthase, class 1
Cellular component (GO): cell septum; cell periphery
Molecular function (GO): chitin synthase activity
Source: RefSeq, a predicted model, not a curated record
AUGGCGUACAAUCGACUCGGAGACUAUCCAGAACAGAUGGAUCACCGCGGGAGUCCGUACCGGACCCCGUCGCCUGGCCAUCCCCUCCAGCAGGGCUACCAGCUCGAGGAGAAUCCAUACAACCAACAACAGCGACUGACGCCCGGCCCUCAAGGCCAAUAUCAACGAUACGGCACGCCGAGCGACCAGCUUGACAUUAAUGCGGCGCACUCCGUCGACAACCUGUCGUAUGGCGGCCACCACCAAGGCGGCUAUGGCGAUACGGUCGUCAACCCCGAGCUGAUGCACGACGAGUACGGCGGGAGGCACGCGACGUAUCCCAACCAGCCGCCUCACGACGAUGGCUACUACGACCAGCGGCCCCACGACGAUGGGCACGGAUACGACCUCGACGACCGGCGGCCGAUGCUCGAGCACCAGAACUCCGCCUUCGAGGACGCCUACCACGACCAGCCGCCGCAACAGCAGCAGCAGAUGGGCCCGGGCAUCAAGCGCUGGAAGACGGUCAAGCAGGUCCUGCUGUACCGCGGGAACCUGGUCCUCGACUGCCCCGUGCCGCCGAUCCUGCUCCAGCAGAACCCCCACGGCGAGCGCGACGAGUUCACCCACAUGCGCUACACGGCGGCGACCUGCGACCCGUCCGACUUCUACAACGAAAACUUUACGCUGCGGCAGAAGCUGUUCAGCAAGCCGCGCCACACGGAGCUCUUCAUCGUCGUGACCAUGUACAACGAGGACGACGUUUUGUUUGCGCGCACCAUGAUUGGCGUCUUCAAGAACAUCGAGUACAUGUGCAACCGGCCCAACAGCAAGACGUGGGGCUCGGACGCCUGGAAGAAGAUCGUCGUGUGCGUCGUCAGCGACGGCCGCUCCAAGAUCAACCCCCGCACCAAGGCCGUGCUCUCUGGCAUGGGCGUCUACCAGGAGGGCAUCGCGAAGCAGCAGGUCAACGGCAAGGACGUGACGUCGCACAUCUACGAGUACACCACGCAGACCCACCUGACGCUCAAGAACGACGUCGUCGGCCUCGUCCACAAGCGCCAGCCCGUGCAGAUGCUCUUCUGCCUCAAGGAGAAGAACCAGAAGAAGAUCAACUCGCACCGCUGGUUCUUCCAGGCCUUUGGGCGCGUCCUCGACCCCAACAUCUGCGUCCUGCUCGACGCCGGCACCCGCCCCGGCGGCAACUCCAUCUACCACCUGUGGAAGGCCUUUGACCUGGAGCCCAUGUGCGGCGGCGCCUGCGGCGAGAUCAAGGCCAUGCUGGGCACGGGUGGCAAGAACCUCAUCAACCCGCUCGUCGCGACGCAGAACUUUGAGUACAAGAUGAGCAACAUCCUCGACAAGCCCCUCGAGUCGGCAUUUGGCUUCAUCUCCGUGUUGCCGGGCGCCUUCUCGGCGUAUCGCUACGUCGCGCUGCAAAACGACAAGAACGGCAAGGGACCCCUGGAAAAGUACUUCUUGGGCGAGACGCUGCACGGCGGCAGCAGCGCCGGCCUGUUCGAGUCCAACAUGUACCUGGCCGAGGACCGUAUCCUCUGCUUCGAGCUCGUCACCAAGCGCAACUGCCACUGGAUCCUGCAGUACGUCAAGUCGGCCAACGGCGAGACGGACGUGCCCGACACCGUCACGGAGCUGGUGCUGCAGCGCCGCCGCUGGCUCAACGGCUCCUUCUUCGCGGCCAUCUACGCCAUCGCCCACUUCCACGAGUUCUUCCGCUCCGACCACUCGAUGCUCCGAAAGCUGGCUUUCUUCGUCGAGUUUGUCUUCCAGACCGUCAACAUGAUCUUUGCGUGGUUCGCUAUCGGCAACUUCUUCUUAGUAUUCAAAAUUUUGACGACCAGUCUGGGCAACAAGGACCUCCUGGGCAAGACGGGCGAGAUUCUCGGCGUUGUCUUCACCUGGCUGUACGGCGUGUGUCUCAUCACCUGCUUCGUACUGUCCAUGGGUAAUCGACCGGCCGGCUCUGGAAAGCUGUAUAGUGCCAUGGUGUGGUUCUGGGCGUGCAUCAUGAUAUACCUCAUGUUUGCGGCCAUCUUCAUCGCUGUCAAGGCCAUCAUCGCCGACGUCAACGACGCCGACGGCUUCAGCAUCGACCAGCUAUUCAAAAAUCCAGUCUUCUACACGCUCAUCAUCUCCGUCAUGUCGACGUUUGGCAUCUGGCUCAUCGCGUCGCUCAUCAUGUUCGACCCGUGGCACAUGAUCACGUCGUUUGUGCAGUACAUGCUCCUCACGCCGACGUACACCAACGUGCUCAACGUGUACGCGUUCUGCAACACGCACGACGUCUCGUGGGGCACAAAGGGCGACGACAAGGUGGAGAAGCUCCCCUCGGUCAACACAAAGGACGGCCAGGGCAAGACGGACCUCCCCGACGAGGGCGACCUCAACGCCCAGUACCAGCGCGAGAUUUCCCUCUUCAGCACAAAGUUCAAGGCCGUCAAGACGCCCCCCACGGCGGCGCAGCUGCAGGAGAAGCAGAUGGACUACUACCGCGGCGUGCGCACCGGCGUCGUCCUCAUCUGGAUGAUCACCAACUUUGCCCUCGCCGCCGUGGUCCUCAGCUCCGCGGGGCUCGAGAAGAUUACCCCCACGCGCGGCUCCCUCGAGGACGAGCAGCUCUCCCGCUCAAACAUCUACAUGACGAUUGUGCUGUGGAGCGUCGCCGUCCUCAGCGGCUUCAAGUUCCUCGGCGCGCUGUGGUUCCUCAUCGUGCGCAUGUUUAGAGGCGUCUAG